AUAGACGCCCUGACUAAAGUAUUUCCGGGUGAAAAUACAGAAAUGAUUGAAAAUAAAUAUUGACAUUCUUUUGGUUCUAUAAUAAAGCAUCUUAUUUGAAAAAAAGUAGUUUAAUUUCUUCAUCUCGUAAUAUUGAAAUUGAAACAAAUGGUUUAGGAACCUGUAAGUUAAAAUGGCUGAUGAUUUAAUACCAACCAGGGACACUAGCAAUAAUGCUCUUCGAAAUGUCCCUACUGAAGCUGCUGUUCAGCGCCCGCAGGUCAGUAAAUUUACGAGAGAUGAGCUUGAGGACAGGUUCCUCAGAAUGUAUGAUGAGUAUUACAUCCUUAAAAAGUAUGCCAGGAAACAAGAGGAUAAGAUCAAAAGGAUGGCAACUAAACUCCUUCGUCUAGUUAAUGACAAGAAAAAGCUUGAAAAAGAAGGUAAAGGUGGGAAGAGUAUCGAGACGGAGGAGAAGUUUGAAGAAUUAAAUGCACAGAUCAGAGCUUUGGAGAAACAAAAUGCUCAGUUAAGAGAAAAGUUGAUGUUGACAAAACAACAGCUGACGUCAGUGGGGACCAAACGAGGGACAUACAAUCAUGUCAGGGCUGUCAUCAACACGAACCUUCCUCCCGGUAAACAAGGAGCCACAGUGCAUAUUGACCCACGAAUAACUCAUAAAAAUCUGCGAGUUAUGGGCCCACCUCCAGGGGCCCAAACCCUGUCAGAACAUCAGCUGAUUAAAAGUUCUCCACCAGCUCAUUAUGGUCCAAGCAUGCUAGAAUCUACUGUUGCUGAAAAACAUAGACUUGACCAGCUGGCCCAGAUGCGCGAACAGAUUGUCAUCUACGAGAUGGAGAUUGAAAACUUGAGAGAACAGAAUAAAUUACAGAAAGCUGAGUUUGAUGAAGAUUUGUUGAAGAUUAAGCAAAAAAUUACAUCAGAGCAGAAACACACCUUACAAGAGAAUAUUGAUAUGAUCAAGCUACAGCGUGAAAUUAAAGAAAAAUCCACAAUGUUGAUUGCUCUACAGGACAAAUAUCAAUACUUGGAGCAGAAUAGCCGUGUUGUGAAGCAGAGCCAUGAUCAAAUCCUGCACGAGAUGGAAAGUUUGACUCUACAGUUCCAAGAGGAACAGAACAGGAACCUCGCCUUGCAGAAUCAGCUGAAAAUGACAGACAACGACCAAAGGAAGAUUUUUGAGCUGCAGGAGCAGAUCAAUGACCUACAGAGGGAGUGUCAAGUCCUGAAGGAAGCCAAUGAGAAGCUGGUCACCAGUGCCUUUGACCUGGAGAGAGAAAGAGAAUGGAGACAGAAAGAAAACACCCUGAAGGUUCAAAUUGCGCAGCUUGAGGCCACACUCAAGUCUGACCUGGGGGAGAAGGGCAGCAUCAUAGAUAGGUACUCCAUGGAGAGAGAUGCCCAUGAGAAGCUGCAGACAGAACAUCGUGAACUAUCCAUCAAUUAUUACACCCUCAAGGAGCAGAUGGACGACUUGAAUGAAAAAAUGAAAUUCUUCACCAAGGAGAGCCAGGUUGACUUUACAGAGAUAGAGGAGGCCCUGGUGCUCAUCAAGCAGAAGAAACAGAGAGAGCAGAAGCCACCAGACUUUCUACAAGCUGUUGAUGAUGAGCUCUCACAAGAUCACAAGAAAGCUCUGGUCAACCUGCAGGCGGAGUUUGCUGAGACAGUCCAUGAGCUGGAGAAGACACGCAACAUGUUGAUAGUACAGCACAAGAUCAACAAGGAUUACCAGGCAGAGGUUGGAAUCCUAACAGGCAAGAUGGAUGAAGUAAAGAGAGAAUAUGAAACCAAGUUAGAUGAAUAUGCCAGGCUUUUGGAUAUACGCGCUGCCAGAAUAAAGAAACUUGAAGCCCAACUUCGUGAUGUUGCCUACGGUACAAAACAGUAUCGUCUACCCCAGGCUGAUGAUGAUGAUAAUGAAUCCACAACAGACUUUGAUGAAACUAUCAAUCUUGAGAGGGGACAAAAUCUGUUUGAGAUUCACAUAGAAAAGAUAUCUUUAUCUAAAGAUGCCCUGGAGAAAAUUGGUGACGAAGAGCCCUGUGUUUUCUGUACCUGGGAAUUUUUUGAGUUUGAAAUCCAGUCCACACCAGUUGUGCGUGGUGCCAGGCCAAUGUUUGAUUUCACAUCCCAGUACAUUGUUAGGGUGGAUGAUUUCUUUUUACACUACAUUCAAAGAGAAUCUUGUACAGUGGAGAUUCACCAGUCAUUUGGCCAGGAUUAUAAAACUAUAGCAGCAUGCCAGAUGGUAUUUAGAGAUAUUUUUGAUAAGCCACAUGGGCGUAUUCAUGGGACAGCUUCCUUGACAGGUGUGGUGGAGGGGGAGACAGGCAUAGGGUACGGAACUCUAGACUUCUGGGUCAGGCUUAGGGUACCCAUGGAGCAAGCGUUGAGGCUUUAUAAGGAGAGGACCAAAGCCCUGGGCUACAUCAUGACUAAUCAGAGACUGGCAAACCAAGCGCUGGAAGCUCUGGAUGACAUUGCUGCCCAAAGACCUCCCAGCAAUGUCAAUGAGAUGCACGUCAAGAUCAUCCGCUGCUCCAGGCUGAUUCCACGCAGGAAGAAUGUGCAGCCGUCACCUUACUGCGCCUACAAACUCCUGGACUUCCCUGACCAUGAUACAAUCAUCCUGCGCAACACGAAUGACCCAGAGUUCAAUGACCACAAGAUUUACAGUGUUCCCAUCACCUACGAGGCGGACCAGUACCUCCGCACUGCCAAACUGCAAAUGUUUGUGUUUGAUGACCUUGACCCUGAAGUGGAGGCCUACCUGGGUAUGGCAGAGAUCCCACUUCUGCCCCUGGCACACGACAAGCAGGUGUCUGGUGAGUUCCAGCUGACCAGAGGCGCUGGCAAGGCACCGGCGGGUGUCAUAGAGGUGGAGCUGAGGUGGCAGUACCCUUACCUGGCUCCCAAGCUGCCGCACCAUGAGCCGCAGGAGCUUGAAAUGGCCCCCAAUGAACCACCCCAGCGGCUAAAGCCUGAGGGUCAGGUGACCCGUGAAGAACUGGUUGGUCCAGUGAGACCAGAGGCUGCCCACAAGCAUCGAGCAGGUCCAUCUGCCACCUCCACGCCAAUAGACAAGAAUAAACUGAAGGCUGUUGAAUCUCAGAUUAUCUCCCCUAUGCCUAAGCCAGCAUCACGACGUAAGGUCCACAUCUCAGAAGAUCAGCCCACGUAUAGCGAGGCCCACCAUCACUCAGGGGCCCACCACAACAACGCAGUGGAUGACACUGUCUCCCAGGUGGUCUCAGGGUUCAUGCCCAACUUGUCUGAAUCUCUUUCCUCUGUACCAGACAUGGCCACAAAUCAGAGUAUCUCCAGUCACCCAGCUAAGCAUCUUUCUGAUGAUGAGAAGUCAGUGUUACACACCCAGUCUAUCGCUGAGGAAAUAGAGGAAGAGUUAUCUGCAAGACCCACCCCUCCUCGUGCUUCAUUACAGAUGGAGUCCGGAUCUGAAGAUGAAACAAUUAAAGAAACACCAAUUAAGAAAUCUGUAUCCCAUUCUGUAACCGAUGAAGAAGAUAUUAAUGAAGAAAUUGAUGAAGAGAUCGCUGAGAAAGAACCAGACUCUGCCAGAACCUCUGAGAUGUCAGAAGCUUCAGAACCAGCUGCCGUUGAGUCUGACAGUGAGGGUGUCAUGUUAAUUUCAACGCCAAAAUCAAAGCAAAAAAAUAAACGGCCAAAACCAAAGGACACAGUUACCAUUGUCAUAUCAGAGGUGACCUUAGAGGAAGACUCUCCUCCCAUGAAGGAUGAGAAUGUCAAGCAGCUGUUUGUGGAGUACAGGUUCCAUGCUGUGGACCCCAUGGAGACAGAAACACCUUACUCCCUCCCCAAACCCAAGCCCCACCAGUCCAUCUUGUUCAACUUCAGUAAAACUAUUCCUGUUGAUAUGGAAAAAAAUUACGAGCGGCGAAGCUAUUUAGCUAGCAUAUUGUUGCCUAGUCACCCCGACAAAGGGAGGUUAAAGUUCACCCUGGUGAGUGAGCCUCCAGAAAAUCCUGCGGAAUCAACUGAGAUGGAAUGUGAGGAUGUGGGCGUGGCUUAUGUGGAUAUCAAGAGAAUGCUGCGGGAGGGCAAGGAUCUCAAAGAUCAGAACAUCGACAUCCUGGAUGCUCAAACAGAGAAGGUUGUCAUAGGUCACAUGAUGGUCACUGUGGAAUGUGUUGAUGUCAUGCGGGCUAUUGCAAAUGAAAUGGAGGUCGAUGGCACUUACUAGUAGAGGACUCUGCCUAGUUUAUUAUUAACUGCUAGUACACAAAUAUACUCUGAUUAGCUGCAUGCAUAUGCUAAUGACAAAUGCCUAAAGUUAUUAACAUUGCUUAAAGUCCUGUGUACAUGGACCUGAAUGAAAAGCUAUUUACAGAAUGGGCAUUUUUUAGUCAGUUAAUGUUUAUAAAAUUAUAAACUUUAUGAGCCGUCCAUUCAAACACAAUUAUGAACCUUUUGCCUCAUGUGACUUGUUUAUUUUACUUUGUUAAAGCCAACUGUGAUACAUGUACUAGAAGUAAAUUAAAAAGUGAGAUUUACUUACAGAAACAAAAUAAAUAUACUUGAGCAUAGAAUGUUCUUUAAAAACACCAAAACAAAAUAUUUUUUGUUUCACUUUCUAUUUUUCAUUUAUUUUUGUUAUCUUAUCUUGAAUGCUGCAUCCAUUACCUAGCUCCAAGUUUAUAGACACCAUCUUUGUCCAAUAAACAAAUGUUUAUUUCA
Molecule: messenger RNA, 4719 nt
Organism: Physella acuta
Lineage: Eukaryota; Metazoa; Mollusca; Gastropoda; Physidae
Product: protein fantom
Biological process (GO): non-motile cilium assembly
Cellular component (GO): ciliary transition zone
Source: RefSeq, a predicted model, not a curated record